Messenger RNA from Eucalyptus grandis, 327 nucleotides. RefSeq lists its product as uncharacterized. The record is from RefSeq and is a predicted model, not a curated record. Bases 1 to 327 code for a protein of 108 amino acids. The transcript has a single exon. Lineage: Eukaryota; Viridiplantae; Streptophyta; Magnoliopsida; Myrtales; Myrtaceae.
AUGUGGCAAAUGUUAUCAGUCGUAAGGAGGAACCUCCAGAACAGGAGGAAGAGCUCUAGGGUUGCCGAUGAAGGUAUGUCCGGAGGUGGCCAGAACGGAGCUGUCUUUGCGCAAGAACUGGACGGGCUGGCGCCACGGCGCGGGUGGAGCGGCCUGUCGAUCAUAUGCGGCCUCGUGCAGGCCCCGUUCACGGUACUCUCUUGCCUGUCUCAUCCUCACGUGAACGGUGCUGAUGGGGUGUGGGCUUCUGGGCAUGAGUUCGUGCAGAUUUCGGAGAUGAAUCACCUCAUGGUCAACGACAGCAUGCGGUAUGCAAUCUUGAUGUAG